AUGUCGGUCCCUAUUCCUCUAAUACUCCCUCCGCCAUUGCUGUCAUCGAUCCAACAUGCCAUCGCGAGCUGCCGUCUAUUCCGCACAAACUCCACGUCCUUUCUACGGGCCCGCACGGCCUCCUAGAGUUGCCACCAAGCCGCAGGUCGACACCAGGCCAAGAGUGGCCCUGCUGCAGUUGCAGAAGCAUCCGUACUUCGACGAGCAAUACGCACUGCUUUUGCGCGAACUUUCUGCCCGCUUCCAGGUCGACGUGAUCACCAACAGAACCCAAGCGAGCCAUCUGUUCCGCAACGGCUGGCAUUCAAUCGUCCUCGCAACUGACCAGGCCCUCGCCGAGUCCAACGACUAUGUGCUGCGAGAUGAAGCGAGGGUCUUCGUCCAACGUGGUGGCACCCUGAUCCUGUGCUGCCACUUCGCCGCUGCCGCCCCCAGGCUGGAUGUCGAGAAGUUCUUCUCCUCCUUUGGCUUGUACUGGCGCAGUGGCGAUUACCAUCGCACGGAGCACGACCUCAACUACGCCAUUGCUGGCGUCGACACAGGUGAUCUCAAGCCACGCUACAGUCAACAAGCUGUCCACCUGCGGGAUGUCGACCCAAGGCAUGCCAUGUAUCUGCCAGCCGCCACCGCCUACGUUCAAUCUUCUGUCUGCCCACCGUCACCCAUUGAGGACAAGACACAGACACCCACUGCACUGGCUGCAGUCGGGCAAGGCAGACUUGGCUACCUAGGGGACGUGAACGUUGAAGAAGGCACGGUGCGCACGAUGCUCACCCUCUGCGGUCAACAGUAGCAUGCUGGUUAUGCUCAGACACGGAUCGAUUCACAUCACCAUCAUCAUUAUUAUUUCGGAAUGUCGGCAUUGGGCUGGGUAAAAUGGGAACAUGUUUGUAUUGCAAAGGCGGGACAGGGGUUCGAUUAGAUUUAGCGCAGUCCUCACGGACCUGUUGAUAUAUAUGAUGAGCUCAACGAAGGAAUAUGUUACACUAUUUG
Cercospora beticola is the source of this 993-nucleotide messenger RNA. RefSeq lists its product as uncharacterized. NCBI's taxonomy places the organism in Eukaryota, Fungi, Ascomycota, Dothideomycetes, Mycosphaerellales, Mycosphaerellaceae. The record is from RefSeq and is a predicted model, not a curated record.